Malus domestica (apple) is the source of this 5379-nucleotide messenger RNA. Lineage: Eukaryota; Viridiplantae; Streptophyta; Magnoliopsida; Rosales; Rosaceae. The record is from RefSeq and is a predicted model, not a curated record.
UCAUUAAUUUGGAAAUCAUCAAGUUUCACAAUGCAUGAUCUCAUUAAUGAUUUGGCUAGAUUUGUGUCUGGAGAAUUUUGUUUUUGGUUGGAUGAGGGAGAGUCGCAUGAAGUUCCUAAAAGAGUUCGGCAUUUGUCAUAUAUGAGAGGAAGAUUUGAUACUGCUGCAAGAUUUAAGCCAUUGGAUGAAAUUAAGUGUUUGCGCACCUUAUUUCCCGUGUCUUUAAGACCAUACCAUCAAUGGGAGAGCCUAUAUGUAAGCAUAAAGGUUCUAGAUGAUUUAUUACCAGCACUAAAAUGUUUACGAGUGUUGUCGCUGUCAAGAUAUAAAAAUAUCACGCAAUUACCUGAUAACAUUGGUAAACACUUAAACUUGCGCUACAUUGAUCUUUCUUACACUGCAGUAAAAAAGUUACCAGAUACGUUGUGUACUCUCUACAAUUUGCAAACUCUAUUGUUGGUCGGUUGUUCCUCUCUUGUUGAAUUGCCUGCAGACAUGAGGAAAUUGAUUAAUUUGCGUCAUCUUGAUAUUAGUGGAACUUGUAUAAAAGAGAUGCCGGUGCAAAUGGGUAGACUAAAAAGUUUGAGAACAUUGACUGCUUUUGUGUUGGGGGAAUCUACUAGGUCGGGUGGCAUUGGUGAACUGGGGCAAUUGUCGAACCUUCGAGGAAAACUCUCUAUCUUGAAUCUACAAAAUGUCGUCAAUCCUAUAGAUGCCUUGGGGGCCAAUUUGAAGGAUAAGAAAGAUCUCAACGAAGUAGAGUUGGCAUGGGGUCGUGAGGAAGCAGAUGAUUCCAUAAAAGAGAGACACGUACUUGAAAGCCUACAGCCUUCUGUGAAUCUCGUGAAGCUGACCAUCAGAUUUUAUGGUGGAACCAGCUUUCCGUAUUGGUUGGGAGACUCUUCCUUCUCCAACGUACAAGUCAUGCGUCUUAGUGAUUGUAGUACUUGCUUCUCAUUGCCACCAGUUGGGCGGUUACCCGCUCUAAGAGAGCUCUAUAUAGAAAGGAUGAAAACUGUUGUGAGUAUUGGUGUUGAGUUCUACGGGGGUAAUGGAGCUUCUCUAAGUCAACCAUUUCAAUCUCUCAAGAAGCUAGAGUUCAAAGAGAUGCCGGAGUGGGAGGAAUGGCUGUCGAGUCCAGGUAGAGGUCAAUCUCCAGACUUUCCUCGUCUUGAGGUGCUCAUUUUAGAGAAUUGUCCGAAGCUGAAGGGAAACUUGCCCGAUCAUCUUCCUUCAUUGAGACAGCUUUGGGUGUCAGACUGCGGGGUUCUACAUGAAAGGGCUACCAGAACAAGAUGGAUACCUUGGUCUCUCAUCUUCAACACGGAGUCCUUGCGACAAUCUCUUAAACAACUGAAGAUAGUUAGAUGCCCUGGUCUAUCGUCGUUACUAGAGACGGAGUCGCUGUCCUCGCUUCGGACGCUUGAGAUUCAAAUUUUUAGUCGCACGGAUUGCUUGCAGCCGCACUUCAGCAGUUGUCUUCAAAGUUUGAGUCUCGUUAACUGCGCGUCACUCUUGUCGUUCCCGAGAAACGGUCUACCCACUUCGUUGACAUAUCUUGGAAUAGAAAAUUGCAGGAGAUUAGAAUUCCUAUCUCAUGAGAUGAUGGCCAAAUUGACAUCCCUUCGAAAUUUGGAUUUGAGGGACAGCUGUGAUUCACUGAGGUCCUUCCCGCUGGGCGUUUUCCCCAAACUUUCAUUUCUUUAUAUCUGGGGCAGUAAAAAUCUAGAAUCCCUUGCCAUUGGAGAAGGAGCUGAUGACGAAAAUCUCACUCAUCUCGACUAUCUCCUUAUCUAUUUCUGUCCAAAUCUGGUCUCUUUUCCCCACGGGGGAUUGCGCACUCCCAAACUGGCUCGAUUUACAGUCUGUGGAUGCAAGAAUUUGAAGUUAUUGCCCGACCGAAUACACACCCUCACCGCCCUUCGAGACUUAAGUAUAUCCAAUCUUCCAAAUGUCGAGUCAUUUGCAGAAGGGGGUUUGCCUCCCAACCUACAAUCAUUUGCAAUCAGUGGUUGUGAGAAACUGAGGCCUUCGGUGGAGUACUGGGGUUUGCAACGACUUGUCUCCCUUCGAACAUUUCGGAUCUCAAGCCGCAAGGAUCUGUUGAAGACGGUGCUCAAGGAACAGCUGCUACCUACCACUCUUCACUCUCUCGUAAUCUCUGGAAUGGAAAGUCUGAAAUCUUUGGAGGGAAAGGGACUUCAACACCUCACUUCUCUUCAAGAGCUCGAAAUUUGGGAUUGUCGUAGUCUCGAAUUCCUGCCAAAAGAGGGUUUGCCGGCAUCGCUCUCUUGUCUGAGCAUCCAAAAGUGUUCUUCCCUGGAGAAGAGUUGUCAGAAGAAGACGGGACAAGAGUGGAGCAAGAUAGCUCACAUUCCUUGCAUCAAGAUAGACGAUCAAGUCAUCAUUUGAGGCCUCAAGUCAUAGUCAGGACAAUAUCAUCCAAGGGCAACGUGUGUUUGCUUACAUAAAUUACCAGUUGUUGAAUCGUGCCAUGGCUAUCUGUAAAGAAUAUGAUUCUCCUGCAUGGGCGAGGAGAGUUUGAUUGCGAUGAUAAAUGGGAAAAGUAGGGACAAAUGUGAAGGCAUUAUUCCUAAGGCCUCUAGAGCAAGCAAGCACCAACUGCUCAUGGUUCCAAGAUUUGGAGAACCUGAUCUCUGCGUCCAGGGUCGCUAAGGUUGAAGGAUCUGCCCGCAGAGUGUUUUAGUGGAGGUGAGGAUGGAUAUGAUGCCUUAAGCUUUUAAAUUUCCUCUGUGAUGAGGCUCUUAACACAAAUCUUUCCUCCAGGACAUCGAGGGGAUGGAUUGGGGAGCAAAAUGAAAGAUUGGCCAACGUCAAAGGGAUGCGAUAGCAAAAAUUUCAUAUCGGAGUCUGGGGAUCGAUAAUAUGAAGUUAUUGCCCAAGCAUACGCACACCCACACCACCCUUCAAAAAUUGAGCACCUGGGAUCUUCCAAAUCUUGUGUCAUUUGGUGAAAGGGGUUUGCCUCCCAACCUACAAACAUUUCAUAAUAGAGAUUGUGAGAAAUUGAGGCCUUCAGUGGAGAACUGGGGUUUGCAACGACUUGUCUCCCUUCGAAGAUUUCAGAUCAGCAGCGAGGAUGUGUUGAAGAUGUUGCUCAAGGAACAGCUGCGACAGAAAUGGACUUCAACACCGCACUUCUCUUCAAAAGCUAUAUAUUGGAAGGUGUGAUAGUCUCGACUUCCUGCCAAAACAGGGUUUUCCGGCAUCUAUUUCUUUCCUGAACAUCACCAGAUGCCCCUCUAUGAAGAAGAGGUAUGAGAACAAGAAGGGAAAAGAAUGGAGAAAGAUAGCUCAUAUUCCUUGCAUAAAGAUAGAUGACAAAGUGAUCAUGAUAUGAUCUCUCUCUCUCUCUCUCUCUCUCUCUCUAUCACCAAAACUUUUGCUUUUCAUUUCACUCUCAACUCUCUAAUGUCAGAUAGCAAACUGUGGAACUGUAAUGAUUGGAUUAUCUAAGGCCAAUGAUUUAAACGUCCAUCAAUUAGCUGUCCAUGAAUGGUUGUCCCGCAGUGUGGCAUGAAUAUGAUUCUCCUUCAAUUGGAUAGAUAUGUUUUUGUACACACACAUCUCUGUUGAAGUGAGAACGGGUGAUGAUGUCCACAAAACAAAAUGAGAGCCAGGUUUCUAUGGAGCACUGCCCUCAUGCUUGCCCUCGUUGGAAUUCUGUCCAUUAUGUUACUAGAGCAGUAUUCAUACAUGUUGAGCUGGGGUAUGAAAAAGAAAAGCACUUGUGUUGGCAUCCUAUCGAAACAGAUAUGAGAAGAAACAGGAUUUUCACAUCUUGAUGUGGAAAUGAAGUGGGAGAACGCAUCGAUCUGAAGCCUAUGAAGCGAUCCAAAGGAACUGAGAGAUUACAGCAUUUUGCUCUAUCAUUGGGGAUGUUAUGAGCUAUCCCUUGAGUUGUAUCAGGACAAAAAGGUAUGUUUUCUCUAUGUGUGGUGACAUGCAACUACAAUUCGAAUCUAAUAAAAUAUGAGCAAUCCCUUCAAGUAUGUUCAAGCCAAAGAAACAAGGGGAGAUGGAUGUCGAAAGCAAGGAUGGUUUGCCUAAAAAAACGUAUGGAUUCAAACAAGGUUUUAGUGACGUUCAAGCGGGUUUAUGCCCUCGAGUUUUGAUAAGUAACCGGUGUUGGUUCACCAAGAAAACGAGGGAUGGAGAAGUCUCUUGGUGGAAGCAAAGAUAUGAACUUGGAUGCAUCUCCAAAUCUGGUGAGCAGGAAACUAUGAAAACAAAGCAGGAAGAGUUGAUGGAAAUUUGUAAUGGCCGCAGAGAUGGUGCUGCUGCUGUGAGCAAUAAGGAUGUCAAUGCCAAGGCGUUCAGAAAGCAUCAUAAAGUCAAGGAAUGGCCCAGGACUAUUGAGACUCAAGAGGAGGGCUUAUGGUCUCAAGUUUUGGCAGGCAAUGUGUGUUGAUUCACCUAGCAAACGAGGGAAGGAGAACGCCCUUGAUCAGAGCAAUGAUGUGAAGUACUGGGAUGCGGCAAAGCAGGACGAGUUGAUGGAAACUUGUAAUGCAGCAGAGAUGGUGCUGCUGCUGUGAAUAAGAAUAAUACCAAGGGCAAGAGCAAGGGCAAGGCUGCAGGAGGGUGUCGCAGGGUCAAGGAACGCCGCAUUGAGAGCAGAGAGGUUGAUCUUGAGCUUCCCCUACCUCAGGCCACCAUUAGCUGCUGAGGAUGUGGGAAAUGCUCUCCAAUUUUUGAAGUUCAGUGAAACUUUUAGAGUUUUAUAAAAUUGAAAACUCCCAAGCGGAAUCUGUCUUCGACAACGCCUGGACAGUUUGUGAUGGGGGUGACUUAUUUCUGUGCAUUCUGUGGAAAUGUAAAGACAUGGCUAUCUGGGGCAACCAAAAUUACGACAAGUGGUAGUCCUUGAAUUCCGCUGUGUGGCUCUGCCUAUCCGGCUUGAAUAUGAUUCUCCUGCAUCGAAAAGGUAGACACAGUGCGGAUACGGUGAAGAGUGUGUGGGUUCGUUGCGUGCUGCCUCAUGGCCGUGCUUGCUUGAAUACCUGUACAUUACGUUUCCUUGACUAGGUGGCGUGGCUUGCGUUUGUGGUCAUGAAUACUGCACAAUGUAAAAAUAUGAAGCGAGAAAUUGGGUCACUUUGUCGCAAUGCCCUACUCAGAUGUAUGGUGCUCUCCAUGAAUUAGCACACCAUGGCCUCGUUUGGCAUGCCGCGUAAAGUACAGGAUAUGACUAAUAGUACGAAGCCCGUUGUUUGGUGCAUUAGGACACGGGGUUCUGCAUUCAUCGUUUGCUUGGCGGUUCUUCAAAGAAUAAUUGUUUCAUUUGACCUGUUUUAGGAUAUGAAAUUGUUAUUGAGUUUUGAUUAAAUACAAAUGGGAGUGCUUACAACCUUCUCA